UAUGCCCCUGCUGAUUCUGUUAUGCCUCCUAGUGUGCGCAGCUCAGCAGGCUACGGCCACGCCUGCAUGGCUUGCGCUCAGGCCAAAUGUAGAUGCUUGCCUCGCGGGUCUGGCGGAAAGUGUCAAAGAUGCAACCGACUGAACAAAGAAUGCGUUCAGUCGCAGAGAAAACGAACCCCUAAGCCGCUGUCCAGAACGGCGCAGCUGGAGCAGAAGGUCGACGGCCUGUUGUCGCUGCUGAGUGCGUCGACAUCAGUGGACGAAUCAGGCGCUCGGAGAGCAACUGGCUUAGAACAGAACGUACAGCAAUCCCUGUCUGCUGAUCUUGCCAAUCCGAGAACGCAUUCUAGUUCUGGUUUUACGCCGACCGAGUCACCCCAAGGAAAUAGUGAGGUAGAUAGGAUUGGUUACGAGGACACGCUUUUAACCUCAUUCCGAACCAAAAAGCUACCAUGUUUCCCCUUUGUCCACAUACCCGAUACAACGUCAGCGCAGAAGUUCAAGCAAGAAUCUCCAUAUCUUUGGCGCUGCAUCGAGGUCACCGAGUCCAGGAAUGUCGACGCUCUCGAUGACUUUACGACGCGUCUACGUCGUGAGAUCUCGAACGCAGUGUUGGUGGAGUUGGAAAAGAGCCUAGAUUUACUGCAAGCAAUCUUAGCAUACCUUGCUUGGAUCACAUAUGAAAGCUUUCCAAUGAAGUCUUCGUUAUGCAUGUACUGCCAGCUGGCAUGCGGUUUGAUCAUCGAACUGGGGUUGACAACAGCACCACCGGGAGAAACAGGUUUGGCUACAUUUACUCAGAUUUGCGCGGGUCAGGGUCAGCUUCAACAUCUUAGACCUCGGCUUUCAGAAACACGGACGAUGAAUGAGCGGAGAGCGGUGUUGAGCUUCUUUGUUUUGAGUUCAAUGAUAUCGCAAUAUCUGGGACGAAUGGAUCCUCUUCGCUGGACUCCGCAUCUGACCGAUUGCCUAGAUGUUCUGAGCACAAACUCCGAGACACCGAACGAUGCUGUCCUUGUGCAACUUACUCGAGCUCGCCUUCUGGCCGGAAAAAUGUCCGACGGGCCGUGGAACGAUACUAUGCUCUCUGAGGAUAGGUUUCCACGAGCACCAUCAUCGUUCUAUCUCUCGGCUCUGCAAACUCACUUAGAACGAACCCGAGCCGAAAUUCCCACGGAUCUGCAGAAUAACAAACCCAUUCUAUUCCAUAUUUACCACACAGAGGUCAGCCUCUAUGACCCUAUCCUCUUCAAGCCAACAACCGCCGACGACGACCUCAAACGCCUGGAUUACCUCUAUGCCUGCUUAUUCGCAGUCAGACGUUUCUUCCACCUGGUGCUUUCCAUCCCAUGUACCGACUUUGCAUCAUUUCCGUUAACCCACAUCAUUCAAAUCGCACAUUGCUUCAUCAGUCUCUUCCGUCUCUCAACUCUCGACUUCCCGGGGUGGGAUAAGCCCAACGUGCGUCGUACAGCGGAUAUCAUCAGCAUUGCCCACCAGGCCGCUGAAAAGUGGAUUCAAGUUGCCGAUGUAGAAAACAAUUCUCUGCAUCGCAACGCAUAUACCGGACUGGGCCCGGACCACGGCCCCAUCGCUCCCAAUAAGAUUGUAUACUAA
Molecule: messenger RNA, 1617 nt
Organism: Aspergillus steynii IBT 23096
Lineage: Eukaryota; Fungi; Ascomycota; Eurotiomycetes; Eurotiales; Aspergillaceae
Product: Zn(II)2Cys6 transcription factor
Exons: 6
Coding region: 22-1617 (531 amino acids)
Biological process (GO): regulation of DNA-templated transcription
Cellular component (GO): nucleus
Molecular function (GO): DNA-binding transcription factor activity, RNA polymerase II-specific; zinc ion binding; transcription cis-regulatory region binding
Source: RefSeq, a predicted model, not a curated record